AUGACUUAUCCUAAAGCAAGUGACAAUUAUUUCUCAGUUGAUGUGGUAGAAGAGGUAGUAGAGAGAAGAAAGUUAAUUGAAGAUCCUCUUGAAAUAAGUCUUACAGUUUAUUACAUAGAUGGUCAAGAUAAUGAAGAAGCAUUGUUUUAUUUGAAGUGGAUACAAUCAUAUGGGCCAUGGAAAAAUAAAAGGUUUGAAGAAUUGGGUGAGGGACCGGAAAGACCAUUACCAUCAAUUUUGAAGCCAGCUGUGUUAGAAUUGAAGGCGUUACCAGAACAUCUACGCUAUGCUUAUCUUGGGGAGAAUGAUACUCUUCCAGUCAUAGUUUCAUCAUUUAUUUCGGAAGUAGAGGAGGAGAAGUUGUUAAGAGUAUUAAGGGCUCAUAAAACUGCUAUAGGAUGGACUCUUGCUGAUAUAAGAGGAAUAAGCCCAUCGACAGUUAUGCAUAGACUUUUUAUGGAAGAAGAUGCUAGACCAACUAUUGAUGCUCAGCGAAGACUUAAUCCAACAAUGAAAGAAGUGGUGAGGAAAGAGGUUUUGAAAUGGUUAGAUGUUGGAGUGAUUUAUCCUAUUUCUGAUAGUGCUUGGGUAAGUCUAGUACAAGUAGUACUUAAAAAGGGUGGCAUGACCGUGGUGAAGAAUGAGAGUAAUGAAUUGAUUCCAACAAGGACUGUGACAGGGUUUUAUAAAUGGUUUAUCAAGGAUUUUUCUAAGGUUUCAAAGCCUUUAUCUACUUUGUUGACGAAUGGAGUUCCUUUUGUUUUUGAUGAGAAGUGUCACCAAGUUUUUAAGAUACUUAAGGAGAAAUUGAUUUCGACACCUAUAGUUGUAGCACCUCAAUGGGAUUUUCCAUUUGAAUUGAUGUGUGAUGCUAGUGACUUUGCAGUUGGGGCAGUGUUGGGACAAAGAGUUGAUAAGGUAUUUAGAAUGAUUUAUUAUGCAAGUCGUACCUUGAAUGAUGCUAAAAUUAAUUAUGCAACUACAGAGAAGGAGCUUUUGGCCAUAGUGUUUGCCUUUGAUAAGUUUAGGCCAUACUUGAUUGGGAAUAAGGUGGUUGUUUACACAGAUCAUUCUGCUAUAAAAUAUCUUAUGACCAAGAAAGAUUCCAAGCCUCGUCUUAUUCGUUGGAUUUUGUUGCUACAAGAAUUUGAUGUGGAAAUAAAGGAUAAGAAGGGCACAGAGAAUUUGUUCUUUGAAGUAAGUGUUUGUAAAGAAGUUCCAUGGUUUGCAGCCUACGUUAAUUUUUUAGCUGCAACGGAUAUACCUCCUGAGAUGACAAGGCAACAAUUGAAGAAAUUCUAUUCGGAGGUGAAGCACUAUUACUGGGAGGAGCCUAUUCUGUAUAAACAUUGCCCUGAUCAAGUUAUUAGAAGAUGUGUGCCCGAAGAGGAGAUGUUGUCAAUCUUGACUCACUGCCAUACUUUGCAUUGUGGCGGUCAUUUUGGAGGAACUAGAACAACAGCGAAAGUUUUGCAGAGUGGGUUUUACUGGCCUACAUUAUUUAAAGAUGCUAAUGCAUUUGUCAAAAGUUGUGAUCGUUGUCAAAAAACUGGGAAUAUAUCAAGAAGAGAUCAAAUGUCAAUGACUGGUAUUUUGGAAGUGGAGUUGUUUGACGUGUGGGGAAUAGACUUUAUGGGACCUUUUCCAUCAUCUUUUAAUAACAAGUACAUUCUGCUUGUGGUGGACUAUGUUUCUAAAUGGCCAAAGUGUCAAAUAGGGAGAUGGGAGAUUAAAGGUAUCUUGGAAAAGACUGUCAAUACGUCAAGGAAGGAUUGGUCGAAGAAGCUAGAUGAUUCACUUUGGGCUUAUAGCAUUGCAUUCAAAACUCUGAUUGGUAUGUCACCAUAUCGAUUGGUGUUUGGUAAGGCAUGCCACUUACCGGUGGAACUUAAGCACAGAGCUUACUGGGCUGUGAAAAUGUUAAAUCUUGACCUCUUUAUGGCGGGACAAAACAGGCUUAUGGAGUUAAACGAGCUUGAUGAAUUCCGAAAUGAAGCUUAUGAGAAUGCGAGGAUUUAUAAAGAUAAGUCGAAGGCAUUUCAUGAUAAGCGGAUAUUGAGGAAGGAUUUUCAACCAUGA
Molecule: messenger RNA, 2079 nt
Organism: Humulus lupulus (European hop)
Lineage: Eukaryota; Viridiplantae; Streptophyta; Magnoliopsida; Rosales; Cannabaceae
Exons: 4
Coding region: 1-2079 (692 amino acids)
Molecular function (GO): nucleic acid binding
Source: RefSeq, a predicted model, not a curated record